Messenger RNA from Dicentrarchus labrax (European seabass), 3893 nucleotides. It is a transcript of the gene fam131aa, whose product is annotated as family with sequence similarity 131 member Aa. The coding region runs from base 2379 to 3440 and encodes 353 amino acids. The transcript is spliced from 5 exons. The record is from RefSeq and is a predicted model, not a curated record. Lineage: Eukaryota; Metazoa; Chordata; Actinopteri; Moronidae.
CGAUGCAGGUAUGGAGCUAUUGGUAUGCAGAUGGCGACUUCAGAGGUUGCCAGGAGACCCGCUGCUGCAUCCGCGCCUCUCCUGCGUUAUUUCCCCCAUAAUUGCGGGCUGCAGGCCUGCACACAUCAAUGGCGGGGUGAUGUGUUAUUCAACCGUCAGUGUGUCGCUUCUGUUGCUUGAAUGAAACCAUCUCCAGCCCCCCCCAAAAAAUAAAUAAAACAGCACUGCAGCUCCCUCCAUUCAAAGGCUGCAGGCAAGCUGCCUUAACUCGAUCCCACUUGUUGGUCCUUUAAGUGUCACAUCACUGUGGAUGUCAGACCUCCGUCCUUGUUUAGUCAUGAGAGACUUGAAGCAACUUCAUUACAAUUGGGGGCGCUGCUACACAUGAGGUUGUUAUUAGGAUGGAUGCCAAUUAGCAGCAUUUGUCAGCUGCAGAAGAGGCCUGGCAAUCAGCAUGUUGAAGUGUGAGCUUUUAAAAGCAACAUCGCACAAUUAACAGCUCCACAGAGGCCAAAGCACGUGCAGGUGCGCUGGCUUAAAAAAAGAAAAAAAGGCAAAUAUCAGAGGGGAAGAAAUCAACUAAUGGUUAUUUUCAUCUGUCAUAAAUCAUUUAGUCUAUAAUGGUUAGAAAAUAGUGAAAAUACUCAUCACGUUUUUGUUCAAUCAACAACCAAAACCCCAAAGAUCUUCAAUUUUCAAUGAUAAACAAAAGAAAAACAGGCCAUUUAUGAAGCUGGAACCAGUAAAUAAAUGACUUGAAUCAUUAAUCAGUUAUUAAAAUAUUAUAUUCUCAUCUGUUAACUCAUUCAUUGUCUAAUCUUCUCAGCAUUAAAACAUGAACCUGCAUCAGCAGAUGAACAGAGAUCACAAGUUUAAACCAAAUGGCAGCAAUAUGUGACCUACACAGCAGUGGUUCCCAACCUGGGGGUCAGGACCCAUCAACUGGGUCACAAGAUUAAUCUGAAGGGUCAUGAGACAAUUAAUCGAACAGGAAGAAAAUAUAUUGUUUUUGCUAAAUAUAAUUAAAUACGGCUUCUUCCCUCAGGCUGUGAGACAGACAUGAUGGCUUCAUCAUGCAAACUAGUAUUUUCUAUUUUAAUUUUGAUUAUUUAUUAAUACAUUUUUAUUUUAUUUAUAUAUAUAUAUUAAGUACCAUUAAGGGAACUAUAAUAUAAAUGUCAUUAUACAACAGUGUAUUCUAAAUAACAAUAAAAUAUCCUUGAAUAAUUAUACCUUUUGUGUGACUUUAAAAUAUAAUAAAUAAUAAUAUAUUCAAAUAAUUCUCUUUUUUUGAUCCAGAUGAGACAGUUUUACAGAUCAGUAAAGAACUCACUGACAUCUGUAACCUGAGAUGAAGGAUGCUGCUUUGUUUUCAGCAGGUUGUGAAGGGAACCAUCUGUAUAACGUGUGUAGGUGGUGACAAAUGCUGCUAAUUGAUCUAAUAUAUAAUUAACAUUUCCUACAGCACUUUUUUACUUGUUAUUUAAGUUCAGAGCACAAGCCGAUUUCCAUUAAUUGAGACUCAUUCUGUCGACAGGGUUUAAGCUGUCUCUGCUACUGAAACCUGCGUCUCAGAGGGGGAGCCGUGCAGCGCUCCUCAUGCUGAACAUGUGGUGUGUUUAUCAGUGUUGAGCAUGAGGGAUGUCUGCAGUGCUCACAGGUGUGUGUGUGUGUGUGUGUGUGUGUGUGUGUGUGUGUGUGUGUGUGUGUGUGUGUGUGUUUUUGCAGCUGAAGCUCACCUCUGAGGAGUGCUGAACGUCACCCGAGCUGUGAGAUCUGUUUGCACCUUCAUAACGCCGCCUCACAGUUUCCCCCUACCUGCCUGCGCGACACACAUUUCCUGUCGUUUUAUGACUUUAACAUAAGCCGUUAACCGCAGCCAGGAGCCUCUUCUUUUCUUAGCUGCUUUGGGAGCCAAUCUGCUUACGGCUAUCUGUCAAGUCAUGCACGUGCUCAGAGAACAUGUCUUCUGCUUGUUUGAAAGUCUCACCUGCCCUAAAAACAACACAUAUUCCAAACAGUUCCCAUGUACUGCAGGAACAGGUUCAGCUGACCCACCAGAUCUACCCAGAGUAGCCAUAUGUGUAUUUUGUUUGUUGGAUAUUGAAGUAGUUAAGUAUCACUGUCACUUUUCAUAGGGAUCAGCAGCUUUAGGGUGAGCAGGCCUGGCUGGAGCUGCUUAUGCACGCCAUAUGUUUGGCCGGUUGCAUGGAGACCAUCGACCCUCAGCCAUUCUAACCGGUUUUGCCGGCUUACCAUGGCUUUGGCAUCUGUGCAAUAAAUGUAGGGCAUAGCAGUCUGCCCAGUGGUUUAAACUAGUCAGCCCAAGCUGUGACUUUUAGUUGUGUUGCUUUGCUGCGCCGUGACACCAUCUCUGCAUGUCCACGAUGAGGCUGAAUUCCAGGAGUAGAGAGAGAAGGGAGAGACAAAGAGAGGAAGAGGUGAAAUUUGAGGAGUGUGAAAUGAUUCCAAAGUCAGGAAAAUCUCCAGCAGACUCAAGGAAAAGUGUCGGCAUCCAUGAGUUUGCAGCACUUGCCAGAUCCUCCUUAAAUGGUAUCUCUCAGGCAGUGAGGGACCAUGUGACGAAGCCCACUUCCCUGGCUCAGGGCCGGGUCGCCCACCUCAUUGAGUGGAAAGGUUGGCCCAAACCUGCAGACACACAGCCGGCCGCCCAUUCCCACUUCAGCUCCUACUGCCAUCUGACUGAAGGAGAGAAGGAGGCCCGGUUUGCUGCAGGAGUGGCUGAGCAGUUUGCCAUUGCUGAGGCUAAGCUGCGUGCCUGGGCGUCUAUGGACGAGGCCGAGGAGGAGGAAGACUCCAACGAUGAGGACUCCCACCCCAACGGACAGACACACACCUUCUCCAGCCAGACCUCAGACGCCGCCACAUCCAAUCCUAUCACAGGAGCGCCAUGCCAGUCUGAGGUUGAUGGCGGGGAGGCACCGCCCUCCGACAGUCCCCUCGGCUCCAGCAGCAGCAGCAGCAGCAGCAGCCUGCACUGUGGUGGGCGUUCGUCUAACAAUGACCCACAUUCAUCCCAGACCAAUUCACCUACUUUACCCAGCGACUGCAUGAGUCCCUUCCUGGAGGAGGAGGAGGAGGAGGAGGAGGAGGAGGAGGAGAGGUUGGAUGGUCACAAAGAGCAGGCAGCUCCUGUGCAGGAGGAGCACAGUGAGGUCUGCAUCCACCACAAGCCCGAGUGGAGGCCUCGGGCCAGGAGCAGCAGGUUCGACUCCUGCUACUCCACCUCUCACUCCGAGUCUCCCGGAGAGGAGGACGAGGAGGACGAGGAGGAGGAAGGCAGCGUGUUUCAUGAUGUCCGAGUGUGGCACUGCAGCCCGAGAAGCUUCUUCUCUGACCGCGCCUCCUCUGGAGUGGCGUCGUUCGAUGAAGAGGAGGAGAGGGAUGAAGUGGAGAAGAUGGAGGAGAAAGAGUUUUGAUGUGAUGUGUUGUCCAUCAUUAUGUCUCUUUGAGUCUGUGUUGAUUCUGGAUAUGACUUCAUCUUUUCUGCUUUCACUGUUAACACCUCUCCACCUCCUCCUCUUCUUCCUCCUCUUCUCCUUUCCUUCCUCUGAUCAUCUCCUCCCCACUCGCUGCCUUCUGUCUCUCAUCCUCCAGGCCUUUCAUGUACUGAUCUGGCUCCACUGUUUAUGGCUGCUGUAAACAGUAUAUACAGUAUAUAUUGGAGAGUUGAACCAGAAUGUAAAGCUGUUGUUCAAACUGAGUUUUGUACAUUUGUGUGAAGAGUCAUGUGUUGCUAUUGCAUUUGGUUUUCUAUGGAUAUUUUGUAGUGUUGUUUUUUCUGGGUCAUGCUGUGUCAUGUGGGUCGGGCUAUGUUUGAUACUGAAUGUCUGAAUGUCCUACAUAUAUAAAUAUAAGUUUUUUUGAAAGAA